GGCCUAUAAAGUGGACCAGCGUCGCGUUUAAGACGCUGUGUGACACUGUUGAAGUCUGAGUGUGUGAGCGAUUAACAUUCAUGGCUUCUGAGGAACCUGGAGAAAAGACUGCACUUCAGUCUCAACAGAGAGUGAUUUACAGCUGUAAAGAUGAAACCGAAGAUGGGAGCAGGUUCAAGCAAAGACAGUUGAUGGAGUCCAGCAAAACAUCCACACGGAAGUCACGGUGGAUGACGUUCCUGCUCUGGCACAUUGGUGAAGAAUGGAUCCUCCUCAUCCUGUUAGGUUUCAUCCCAGGAUUCUUCAGCUGGGCUAUGGACUUUGGGAUUGACCUCGGCCUGCAUGGUACAAGGAAGCUGUAUGCAAUGGCGCAUUAUAACAUGUUCUUGCAGUAUCUGGCCUGGGUUUCAAUCCCUGUACUGCUGAUCUGUUUCUCUGCAGCAUUUACUUACUUCAUAGGACCACAAGCAGCAGGAUCCGGGAUCCCAGAGAUGAAGACGAUUGUAAAAGGAGUGAUGGUUAAAGAUCACCUCAGCCUCAACACUCUGCUGGCCAAAUUGGUGGGUCUGACCUGCGCCCUGGGCAGUGGCAUGCCUCUCGGAAAAGAGAGUCCUUUUGUGCACAUUGGAAGCAUCUGUGCCGCACAACUCGGCCGCUUCAGGACAUACAUUAGCGGUGCUAAAGAGAGCGAGUCUGAAGCCACUGAGCUGCUGCUCGCCGGUACUGCUGUUGGAAUCGCCUGCUGCUUCGGAUCUCCCAUUGGAGGGAUUCUGUACAGCAUAGAAGUGGCCACAUCAUUCUACAUGGUGCAGUGUUACUGGAAAGCUUACGUGGCUGCUACGAUCAGCGCCGUCAUCUUCAGAAUCCUACCUGUCUGGAGCGGAUACAACGAGGGAAUUAUUCCACUGUUUAACACUGAUUUCCGUCUGGAAUUUCCAUACGAGCUCAAAGAGUUUCUGGCCUUCGGUGUCCUGGGGAUUCUAAGUGGACUUUUUGGAGCAUUUUUUGUCUUCAUGAAUAGCACCAUGGUGCGUUUUAUCAGGAGCCCCCGACGCAUCAGCAAGUUCCUUGUGAAGACUCGUGUGCUGUAUCCUGCUAUCAUCACACUGGUCAUCGCUACGUUGACCUUUCCUCCUGGAUUUGGACAGUUCAUGGCAGGCGAGGUAACAGCCAAGGAAACUCUCCUGGCACUUUUUGACAACCACACCUGGUAUAAACAUCUCCAAGGUGACCAUUUUGAUCACUCGGAUCACUCUGUGGCGUGGAAACACCCGCGAGUCGGCGUCUUUGUCACACUCACCAUUUCGGUCAUCAUGAAGUUCUUCAUGUCAGCGGUGGCCAUCUCCAUGCCUCUCCCCUGUGGAGCUUUUGUACCUGCUUUCGUUAUCGGUGCAGGUCUCGGCCGAUUGGUCGGUGAGGUGGCAGCUGUGGUCUUACCUGAAGGAGUUCAUUCAAACGGCACUGUUUACUCUUUAAUACCAGGAAGCUACGCUGUAGCAGGAGCAGCAGCGAUGUCUGGUGCAGCUACUCACACCAUCUCCACGGCCAUGAUCGUAUUCGAGUUGACCGGUCAGAUCAACUUUCUUUUCCCAAUUAUAUUUUCUGUAAUAGUGGCUAAUAUCGUAGCCCAAAGUCUGCAGCCGUCACUGUAUGAUGCACUCAUACGCAUCAGGAAACUUCCAUAUCCCGUAGAGGCCACGUGGGAUGACAAGGAAAAGUCUGAAAUUACUGUGGAGGACAUCAUGCGGAAAAACGUGAAGUACAUCACACUUGGCUCCACUUACAGAGACCUGGGGAACAUUCUGCUCAAUAAACUGAGAACCCUCCCGUUAGUGAAGUCUGAAGACUCAAAGAUACUGCUGGGUUCUAUUGAGCGCGCUCAACUGCAGACGCUGCUGUCCAAUCAGCUGAGCCGCAGACGGAGACUCGAACACCUCAGUCAUCAGGUGCAGUGCGAGUCUGGAGCCCAUGAUGAUGCCAAAGCCACGAGAGAGACCUGUGUAGAAGGAAGCUCUUCUAAAGCACUGCUAACAGAGAGAGGUUUCCAAGAACCAGAGAUUACCUUGAAGAGCCUCAUCUGUCCUCAUACCAGAGUGGAUGUAGAGGAUGCAGAAGAUCCAGAUGUGGAAGAGCGCAUGACCAUGAAUGAGAUAAUUAGGUGGGAAGAGCAACAGCUUGAUGAGAAGAUCAACUUCGACCUCUGUAAGAUCGACCCGGCGUCUGUACAGAUCGUUGAACGAACCUCACUGCAAAAGAUCCACAAGAUCUUCGCCAUGUUGGGUUUGGACCAUGCCUACGUCACCAGCGCCGGCAGACUCAUCGGAGUCGUGUCACAUCAGGAGCUACGGCAAGGCUUUGAGACUUCAGUGAAGUCGGCCGGAGCGAGAACACACCCCCCGAUGUCCUGCUUCAGAGAGAGCAGCACCAGGCUCAGGAAGACGGCGACUCCAGAGGCAACAGAGCUACAGAAACUUCUGGGCAGCCGAGACAGCCUGAACCAGAAGAACUCAUCGUGAAGGAGGUCCAUGUGCAGCUCCAUCUGCAACCGCAGAGAAAACCAAGAUCCAGAGCUGAGAUGGGAUUACUUCCAGCACAACAUCUCCAUCAUCUACACCUCAUAAUGAUGGGAUUUAUCAUUUAUACCCAGAUUCAACAAAUGAUCUGAUCCUAAACUGUCUCCUGUUCACGUCUAAUCUACUCCAGUGAGCUGGAACACGACUGCGCUGUAAAUUCUACAUCAGAGGAAAAGAAAUAAAUACAAUUCAACUAAAAAGUUAUUAAAUACAACACGGUCACAUCUGAAUAAACUCAUGACUGAGACUCGUAGUCUCGAAAAAAACAGAAUUGGGUCUAAUUAAAACACACAUUUUACUGUCCCGGUGAACUCCAGACUAUCCAGAAUUUUUGGUGCUCUGAAUAAAUCAAACGACAUUUUUGUAAAAUGACGAUCCGAUAAAUAAUAAAUAAACACUCACCUGAA
Messenger RNA from Silurus meridionalis, 2980 nucleotides. RefSeq names its product chloride channel protein 2-like. Lineage: Eukaryota; Metazoa; Chordata; Actinopteri; Siluriformes; Siluridae. The transcript is spliced from 23 exons. Gene Ontology annotation, molecular function: voltage-gated chloride channel activity. Gene Ontology annotation, biological process: chloride transport; transmembrane transport. Gene Ontology annotation, cellular component: membrane. The record is from RefSeq and is a predicted model, not a curated record. Bases 81 to 2516 code for a protein of 811 amino acids.